CAAGCGCGUCAUAAAUAGGUACCUACCCAAAAUACCUACUGUCUGACGUUGUUUAUAUUUGAGCUUAUUUAAGUAUCUUUUCCGUCGUAAUAGUGAUUACGGCAUUAAAAUAUUGCGAAAAAUACAAUAAAUUUCAAGUUCAUUGACAGAAAGUGAGAAUGUGUUUAAUUAUGCGUUGAAAGUUACAAUAAAACAAUGUCGAAUAAUACUGUCGGCUCGUCGGGGCCAGCUCCCGGCAAAAUACGUGGUCCUGGUAGACCUCCGAAACGUACUUGUACAUGGUGUGCUGAAAGUAAGACUCCGUUAAAAUAUGUUCUACCGACGGAAAAUGGUAAAAAAGAGUUUUGCUCCGAAACAUGUCUCUCAGAGUUCAGACAGGCGUACAGCAAAGGCGCGUGUCUACAUUGUGACACAGUUAUACGCGGUAAUGUACCUUCUAGCAGCAAAAAUUUCUGCUCUACGCAUUGUUUGAACAUUUAUCAGAAGAAAAAUGAAAAACGUACCACAUCACCACAGUCUGGAAACGGAGCAAACGGAACUGAAAGUAAUUCUAACAACAAUUCUACGGGUUCAUUUUAUGAUAUUUACCAACCUUUUGACUGGACUGAAUACAUGAAAGAAACAAACAGUGUACCCGCACCUCAAGAAUGUUUUAAACAAGCACCAAUGCCACCUAUCAAUGAUUUUAAAGUUGGGAUGAAGCUCGAAGCAUUGGAUCCCCGUAAUCUGACAUCAACAUGCAUUGCAACUGUUGUUGGUGUUUUGGGUCCAAGGUUGAGACUGAGAUUGGACGGAAGCGAUAAUAAAAAUGACUUUUGGCGACUCGUUGAUGCUGGAGAUAUACACCCCAUAGGACACUGUGAAAAACAUGAUGGAAUGCUACAACCUCCACUCGGCUUUCGCAUGAAUGCAAGCAGUUGGCCUAUGUUUUUGCUCAAGACUUUGAAUGGAGCCCAAAUGGCUCCUGCUAAAGUAUUUCAAGAUGAGCCACCUACUCCCAAAUCAAAUUUAUUUUUUGUUGGUCAAAAGUUGGAAGCAGUUGAUAAAAAGAACCCGCAGUUGAUAUGCUGUGCAACAGUUGGAGCAGUUAAAAAUGACCAAAUCCAUGUUACAUUUGAUGGUUGGAGAGGAGCAUUUGAUUACUGGUGUAGAUAUGAUUCUAGGGAUAUAUUCCCUGUAGGGUGGUGUGCUCGAGCAGGUCAUCCUUUGCAGCCACCUGGUCAGUGCUACAAAAGUGCUACAACUCCAUCAAGGUUUAAACUUAGACCUACUGGUAUACCUAAUCCUGCUUUGCCAGAAGGUGGUUCUACUGGUGCUGGAAACUCCUCUACAACACCUACAUCAACACCGGCUCCUCUAGUGAGACUUUGUAUUCGAAACAGCUGUACUGGUGGAAAUAGCUUGUUACCCAGUACAAUUUCAGGGUCUGGGCCUUCAGGUGCUGCUGAAGCUCUUGCUAAGGAACUAUUAAUUGUACAUCCAGACCCUCAAAGAUUGACAAGAGCAAUAAUGACUGCAUCAAGUAGCUAUUCUAAUAAUAAUAAAGUACAGGUCUCAUCUGGAAGCAAAAAUUAUACAGUAAAAGUACCUUCAGAGCUUACAAAUGAUGACCUGAAGAAUUGGUUGAAAGCUGUUUGUAGUGGUGUGGGAAGCUGUGUUGGUAUGAUAAAAAUAGAUACAGAGGAUGCGCCUGGUCAACUAUGUUCACUUUGUGGAGAUUCAUCAUCUAAUAAUGUGUCAUCAGCUGUAAAGAGGCCCCUAAAUGAUGAGAAUAUAGCUAACGCAGAGGAGUGCUCUGCAAGCAAGGUGGGACGCGUGUCUCCAGAACGAGCAGAGCCUGCAUCAUCCACAACCACGACCAGUGGGGCACCUCCUCCACCGCCGCCGCAGACGCCGCCGGGGGACUGGUCUGUGGAAGACGUCAUCGGGUUUAUUGCUGCUGCUGAUCAGGCCCUUGCAGCACACGCUGACUUGUUCAGGAAACAUGAAAUCGACGGGAAAGCAUUACUAUUGCUGAAUUCUGGUAUGAUGAUGAAGUACAUGGGUCUAAAGUUGGGUCCUGCUUUAAAAAUUUGUAAUCUUGUUUCAAAAAUAAGAAAUCAUAGACAUUACAGCACCUAAUAGUAAUAACACCAUAAUAAUUUUGCUCUAAGAGUUUGAAACUGAGUUUCUGUUUUGUUUUGUUAAAUUAAGUAAGCUUUUCAUUAUCCUAAAUAGUCUGUUUUGUGCUUAUUUAAUUGCACGCACUUUCUGUCUAGAAUCUCAGAAAGAUUGGAUUAAUUCAUACAUUAAAGAACGUAGGAAACCAUCGUUUCUGUAUAAUUUCUAUGAAUAUAAUCAUGUCUGUUACACAAUCUUGUAUAAAUGAAUUAACUUCCAACAAAAAUUUUUGAAAUGGCAUUGUGUAUAGUAUAUUUUUGUAGGUACCUAUAAGUUUGAGAAAAUGCAUUUACUCUAAGAUUGUGCAAUGCUCAUUAUCUGAUAGUAAUAAAAUAUUGUUCUUUUCAGUUGUAUCAACAAUUUUAUCACAUGUCAUUGCCUGAUGAAAACAUAUUUUGGAAUUCAAAUUAUGAUCUUGUACAGAGAUUCUAUUAGUAGUUUAGGGUCUUAGUGCCUUUCAAUUAGAUGUAUUUACAUUUACACGUCCCAUAAUGCUGCUGUUGAAACAAUAACUUUUCGACACCAAUUACAUUUUAAUGUUUUGGAUAGCGAUUGUAUGGAUAUUUGAAAGAACGGUAUACUGUAGAUUGUAUCGUUUUAUAAUAAAAGUUUGAUGUAUUUAUGCUCUUAAAAUAAAGUAUUGGUUUGUUUUGCGGGAAAUUUAUACACUUGGCAGUAGAGGCCACAACAUUUAGUAUUUCUGCAUGUGUAUAUUCUCUGAGUAUGUGUACAAUAUCAUUUAAAUACAUCAUGAUGACUGAUGAUGAAUUGAAUUGUGACAGUUUUCAUAUCUAGUUCCUUGAAUGAGUGGUUGAAUGAAUUUUUACGAAUCGGAAUGUCUUGAAAAUUUUCGUUUCAAGUUUUCUAAUUUGCCAUUUUCAAAUGUUGUAAUGAUUAAAAAAUUAAUUCAUUAUGUGAUAUUUAAAUGUUAUAAAUUAUCGUGAUAAAAAAUUUAAAAUUAAACUGUUUAGUUAUAAUUCCUAAUUAAUGUAUAUGUAUUUUUAAGUUCACAUGACAUUAAUAAGUUAAGUUCGGUAUUUGACAGCUUAUUAUGUUCUUGUAUAUUUUUAGUUUUAAUUGGGCAAUUAAGUAAGAUUGUGGACAAGAAGAAAAAUUGGAAAAAAAGAAGAAAUAAACAAUAGUAACUAUGAAUUUAUUAAAAUUGAUCAGAAAUACAGAAUUAGUGUUUUUCAUGCUAUACAGUGAUAGUACUAUUUUGUAAAAUUGCACGAGGUCGCAGUAGAAAUUCUAGACGUGCAUUGGUCACACUAGGCAGAGAGCGAUCCCUCGCAAUCCCCGUAAAAAUAUAAAUCGCUUAUCUCAAAUCCACGACAGCCGAUUUUAAUAUAUGAAAUACAAGUUGUUUAAUUUUUUUUUGCUCAGAAAUUAUUUUGUCUUUUGCUAUUUAGUCAUUUUAUUAAUGAUUUAUUUUUAUGAGUCCGUAUUUUCGGACUAAGAAUGUCGAAAUGUAUCAAAGGUAUCGUUUUAUAGAUAUGUUGAUAAAUUUCAAUUUGCUUUCAUUUAUCUAGUUUUCUUAGGCUGGACUUGCUAUUUUAUGAGGUCAUCACCAUGCGGUCACCGAGUUCAUAGACACCGUAAUGUGAAUACCGUCGCUCACCUUAUGUAAAAUCAUUUCUACAAUUUAAUUGUCCAGCAUUACAUAACUUCGUCGGCAGAUAGCGAUUAAGUGAAGUAUGUAAAUAACACGAUGGAAAGCUUUAGGGAAUGCCUAAACAAAAAGGAGCUUUGGAGCAAUUCACCAUAGGCAAUAGCGACGAAUUCUUAAAUUCAAUGGUAUAAUUUUUUCCUAUCAAUUCUAUAAUGUUAAGACAACUUUGUAAUGGCGAUAUAUAAUAGAAAAUAAUUACUUGCACUUUCAUGGCUGUGUGAGCUAUAUAUUCUUAAUGGUUUAUAAAAUGUUACAGUGAUUGUUGUUGCUUAUUUAAUUAAAUCUUUAGCUUUUUGUCCGUGAAGAGAAAAUCAAAUAUAUAUUCAAUAUACAUGUACUGUAAAUAUUGAUUUGCGAAUAAUUUUCGCGAUGUAAAAUAAUAUUAUUUUGUUACAGUAGUAGAGUAUAUAAUUAAUUUAUGUACAUAGGCAGAUAUGUAUAAAAAUAAAUUGAAA
Messenger RNA from Bombyx mandarina (wild silkworm), 4284 nucleotides. It is a transcript of the gene Scm, whose product is annotated as Polycomb protein Scm. Gene Ontology annotation, molecular function: chromatin binding; histone binding; zinc ion binding. Gene Ontology annotation, cellular component: nucleus. Lineage: Eukaryota; Metazoa; Arthropoda; Insecta; Lepidoptera; Bombycidae. The record is from RefSeq and is a predicted model, not a curated record. Gene Ontology annotation, biological process: negative regulation of DNA-templated transcription.